This is a messenger RNA of Fusarium proliferatum ET1, 2187 nucleotides long. RefSeq lists its product as uncharacterized. The coding region runs from base 1 to 2187 and encodes 728 amino acids. NCBI's taxonomy places the organism in Eukaryota, Fungi, Ascomycota, Sordariomycetes, Hypocreales, Nectriaceae. The record is from RefSeq and is a predicted model, not a curated record. The transcript is spliced from 5 exons.
AUGGCUGCUUCUACGAGCCCCGACCCACCGCUAUUCGAACCGGGCACGCGCUCGAAAAUCUCCCGUUAUGCUAUGAGAUACGCUAAACAGCAUCCGGGAGACUUUUUGUCAUAUCUGCGUCGCGUUUGGCCAGAACAAAGAGGGAGACUAGUCGAGAACCCGGGCUGCUUGAGGUUUCUUGGCGGCCUCAAGGUUCUCCUCAAGAAUGGAGAGACGCGCAAGAUCGACAGGACCUGGAUUCCGCUCCCGGAACUGCGGCGCCUCCGAGGUCGUUACUUGUUGCCCGGAGAAAAGGCCUCCUUCCCUCGUCUUGACCCCCCUCUCCCAGAAGAUGGUACACUGGGAGAAUGGGAGUUUCUGCCCCAGCUUGGAUGUCAAACCGCGUCUGAUCUACGCUUCUGGGUUAAUACCUUGUUGGAUGUCAAGUUCAAUGCAAAGUACAGGAUUACAUCCCCGCAACGAGUCAAGGAUUUGUAUCUAUUACUGUAUGAGGUUUAUCUGGAAGCCAUGGAUGGUAACGAAGGUGAAAGGAAGGUCGCAAAUUGUAUCAGGUAUAAUUUCACAAGAGGCUCGCUCCUCCUACAGUCCCAAGGCUGGAGUAACCCUGAUCUUUCAUUUCGCUAUGGCCCCCAGGGCAUGUACUCGAAGAAGUGCUUGAUGCCACUGCCAGCUGAGUGGAACGCAACACCAUCCGAGAGCGACUUGAUCGCAAAAUUCUACAAAGAAGUGCUUCUUUUAGAAGACGUGACCAGAUACACUGUCAUUCUUGAGGAGCUCAAGCUACAUCGAACAAAGUAUCGAACAAAGUAUCCCUAUAAAGGGAGCCGGUUUCAAGACAUAUCCGAGUUAUAUCAAGGUCUUGAGGACCUUGAUGUGUGUGGCCGAGACAGAGAAUGGAUGAUACAGGACUUCAAGAACCAUCCAUAUAUCUUUUGCCCCCCUAAAACUCAGUGGGAUUCUGCAUGGAACUACCAUAGAGACUGUGUUUGGUCGCAUGGCGUGGAGCUGCCUUAUCAACCCGACCUCAGUCGACGUUACCCUCAUCUGAAAUCAUUCUUCGUAAAAUGCCUUGGGAUACAAGAGUUAACGAUGAAUGCCCUUCAGAAACAAAUUCUCGGGGUCGCAGACGACGCCCCCGCUCACGAGACUCUCACUCUGAUGUCUCAUCUCAACAAUUUGGUUCAGAACUUGGACGAACUCAUGGAUCCUAGCGAGUUCACCUCUAAGCCCAUUUUCCUCAUUCUUACUCCCACAGGGGAGCUAAAACGUGUCUGUGGUGACGCGGCUUUCUUCAUUGUUGACGAUAUGCGCCUUUUCAACUUGUUCAGGGACCGGGCCAACAUGCUUGCUUUUACACGCAGUCAAGUUAUGCGGCUCGAACCUCUGUUCAAGUGGCUUGGCAUGCAAAAGAAGGAUUUAACAGUUCAGGCUAAGUACGCUGUUUACUGGCCUUGUGAGAGCAAGCCACGCGUGAUUGAAUGGGAUAUUGGCCAGAAGGCCGAGGCGCUCCCACAGAUCGCUGCUUAUUUCAGAAGUUGUCGAACGGAAAGAGACUCUGACAGAGAGGAGCUUCUCCAGGCUUUGCGACAGGCUGAGAUGAUGGAAGUGGAAGAUAUGUGGUCUGAGACAAAGCUAACUGGCAUAGACAUGAAGGAUAAGCAGCAUAGCCCGGAUGACCCAGGGAACGUGGCUCAAGAUACGUACCCUCAGCUGAAGUUGAGCACUUCGUUCGGCUGGGAAGAAAGCAGACUUGUCGCUCAUGUUCCAGCUGACAAAAAGCAACAACAAUUGGCAAUUGCUGUUGCAUUACCUCGCCUCCUGAUGGAGUGGCUCAUGACAUCACCGAAGUAUUAUGUCGGCGACCGUGGCGGCCGUGUUGACAUAUCUGAGCUUGGUGUAAGCCUCGUGAAGAGUGUAUUGAAUGCACCUCCUGAGUUGGCGAAUGACAUACUCGAGACCGAAGGCAUUGAACAGCCUAUCACAAUCCAACGGGAUCGAGAUGCACCCGACAUUGAAGAAUGCUUGGAUCGGAUGGAGGCUCAGGAGGUGAAAGCGCCACCACAAGCGACACGGAUGCCGGCACCUGCAUCACAGUACAAGCACCUCCAGUCGAGAUCCCCUCGGAACAGCUUCCUGCUACUCAAGCGCCCGAACCUGAUGAGGAUGGGCGCUUGUAUGAGCUUGUAG